AUGUCUGAAGAACCCAGAGUGGAACGUUUAAGCCCUACUUCUGAGGCUUCUAACACCUCAGCCGCCUCAGAUGGUCCACCACCAACACAAAAAGAUGGCCCUGAAAAUCUUGACCAAAAACUGAAGAUGAAAAGGAAAGAGAAAAUUGUCAUCGAUGAUUCUGAUGAUGAUGAUACUCAACAACCACCACCACCACUAGCCGUCAAAUCAUCUUCGUCGCUAUCACAAAGUUCUCGGCUCCUACUUGAUCUGAAGCUUUGCAACGACGACUCUGCUCAUGGGUUAGGGUCGUCGUCGUCGAGGCUUGAACUCAGCCUGUUCAGUCCUUCGAACCUGGGUUCUUCCAACGCGGGCUCAUCAAACCCGGUCUCAGGGUACUCUCAACCCAACGAGACCACAGACGAGAAGCCACGAGGCAGUGAUGACAAAAGAUCCCAACCUAGGGUUUUCACAUGCAACUUUUGCAAGAGGGAGUUCUCUACUUCUCAAGCAUUGGGAGGGCAUCAAAACGCUCACAAACAAGAGCGCGCCUUGGCCAAAAGGCGGCAAGGAGGACUUGAAAAUAUGGGAGGUGUCUUGGGACAUUCACCCUUUUCUUAUUACAACCCAUAUUCCAGUCUCUCAUCACCCUCUCUCUAUGGAUCUUUCAAUAGAUCUCUUGGGGCUCAACCUGGAAGGCCUUCCCAAUCCACUAUUGAUAGGCUCAACUUGGAGGGCCUUCAUGCUAAUGCUCAUAGUGGAAUAUUAGGGCUUCCAGGAACCAGUAGCGCUUCAAAGUUUGAUCAGGAAAUCGGUGUAGUUUGCAACUUUGGUGGUUCGAGUUCGAAUUGUGGAAUCAACAGGCCAAUCCGUGAGCCUCCAACAUCCGAUACCGAUGCUGCUGGCCUAGAUCUGUCUCUUAAGCUUUAG
Molecule: messenger RNA, 909 nt
Organism: Prunus avium (sweet cherry)
Lineage: Eukaryota; Viridiplantae; Streptophyta; Magnoliopsida; Rosales; Rosaceae
Source: RefSeq, a predicted model, not a curated record